Messenger RNA from Penicillium cataractarum, 3663 nucleotides. RefSeq names its product putative NF-X1 finger and helicase domain protein. Lineage: Eukaryota; Fungi; Ascomycota; Eurotiomycetes; Eurotiales; Aspergillaceae. The record is from RefSeq and is a predicted model, not a curated record. Gene Ontology annotation, biological process: regulatory ncRNA-mediated heterochromatin formation. The coding region runs from base 1 to 3663 and encodes 1220 amino acids. The transcript has 4 exons. Gene Ontology annotation, molecular function: helicase activity; metal ion binding. Gene Ontology annotation, cellular component: nuclear RNA-directed RNA polymerase complex.
AUGGUGAUGAUCAACGCAGAGACUGAUUCAAACAGCGAAUGCUUCGAGUUCGCCCGUGCUGGAAAUUGCAAGCGAAAAAAGUGCAAAUUCCUUCACCUGACGCCUGGAAGCGACCAGGCUCGCCCUCCCGGGGAACCAACCCAGCGCGGUAACUCCAACAACUCCGGACGACAGCGAAUACUUUCCAACUCGGAAAGGGAACUUCAAGAGUGGAAGCGAGGCAUCCCGUCAAAUUCAACACCUCUUUACCUGCUUCAUAUCAAAUUGAAACAUUUCUUCCAAGAAGCGAGGCGGCUUCUGGAUGCGGAUGCGGCCGUCUUACAGGCUGUUGUCAAGACUCUUGCCGAUGAGGAUGGACUGCGAUGUAUUCGUGAACUUGUUGAGCGAGAUUUCGGGGCUAUUUCCAAUACGCUGAAAGGCACUGUGUUCUCCUCGCAGGUAUUGCCGUUCCUCGAGACAGUCACGCAUCCAAACGUUUUAUCUUCUUUGGUGCUCGAAAGCUCCGUGGGAACCAUCUACAAUGUCCUCUUUGGGCUCAGCGGUGGCAGAGCAGGCAAAUUUCUCGACUUCAUCGGGGAUGCAAUCUCCAGGGAGGCCGUUGGUGAAUUCAAGUUUCGAGAACUGGAGGUAUCCCUCCUGUUCUUCUCUCUCCUUGUGGACCUCAAUGGAUACCUCCAGUUCUUCUCUCGCCUUGUAGACCUCAAUUCUACAGCCCUUAUCCAAGAGCAUCUGUAUGCACAGGCCAAAAAGUUCGACGCCGAGCUGGGUCUUGCCAUGGCCAACAGAGGAACUGACAGCAUGCUUCAUCGUGCUCAGGCAUAUUUGGAACGUCUUCAGCGUCGGCUUUCUGUUGGUCAGUCAUUGCCAGUCAAUUUUCCUGAUCAUGAAGCUAUGAACCCGGUCACAACUGCUGCCUUCAAUCCCCUUCGCGACAAUCCCGGCGGCCGACACGAUAAUGACCAUGACUACAGCUGUGAGAUCAAAAUUAUGCCAACUGUUCAGGAGAUCCAGAGCACAAGCAUAGAGUAUUUGCCAGUCAUUGACCCAACUCAGUGGCAUAUCGAUGGUCUUGAUGGAUUGAUAGACCGCAAUUUCCGGCUUCUGAGAGAGGACACCGUUGGCCAACUACGAGAUGCGGUUCACCAGUUUCUGAGGCAACUGUCGCUGAAUCGCUUUUCCAAGUCCUCAAUUCGCAAGAACGUCUAUCGUGAUGCCAAUAUCACUAAGAUUCAUUUCGACUCCAUCUCGGGUAUCCAGUUUGAGCUUACGUUUCCUCAACUUGCUAGUCUGAAAGGAAAGUCGACACAUCAGAUAGAGACAUGGUGGCAGGAUUCAAAACAUCUACAACCUGGAGCCUUGGUGUGCCUAGUCACUCAUCAAGAUGAGGUGUUGUUUUGCACGGUUGCGGAGAACAAUCUCCCCAAGAAGAGCAAAGAUUCUAGAUUCUACGAGCCGCGAGACCUCUCGCGGAGGGUCAUGGUGGAAAGACCCCAAAUCCGCUUCGGUAGUCUUAAAUCUGGUGGAUUCCAGCGAGACAAACUUGAAAUUUAUCUUGGCCCCAAAAUCCCGGCGUCUCUCGUGGAAUUUCCCGGUGUGCUACUCGCAGCAUUUGAGCCGACAUUGCAAGCCCUCAAGCAGAUGAAAUCUACUGGCAAUGUUUCAUUUUCUGAGCUUCUUGUCGCCUGGAAUGGAGAAAGCUCCAGCUCAAACCUGGUAAAUCCUCCGGUCUAUUCCCUGGCCCCGGGGUUCGCAUUCAAUCUCCGCUGCCUGAUGAGCAACGGGGCCGACUUUCACGUUCGCCCCGAUCAGCCUGUUGAUUUCCAAGUACUGAGUGAGAACUCAAGUCUGGAUAAAUCUCAGGGUAAAACUCUGGUGCAUUGCCUCCAACGAAAACUUGCUCUCAUUCAAGGGCCACCAGGAAUUGGUAAAAGCUACACUGGAAUCGCUCUUAUCAAAGUACUCUUGGCAAACUCGCGCCACCAGAAGGCCUCGCCUGGGCCUAUUAUCUGUGUGACCUUCACAAACCAUGCCCUUGACCAGCUUCUCGAGGCUUUGGUGGACAAGAAAAUCACGAAAAACCUUGUUCGCAUAGGGUCGCAGUCCAAAUCAGCCAGUCUUGCACCUUUUAACCUAAGCUCCAUUGCUGGAGAAGCGAGGCGCACAAAACUCGAAAAAGAUUUGGAAGCGUGCGAGAAAGAAUUUCAUUCCCUCGGACUCAAGCCAGAUCUGGAUGACCGCUUGGUGCCGCAUAUCCAUGAAUACUAUCCUGAUCAUUACCAACAGCUAUUUGGUAUGGAUGAUGAAGGGGCUCAGAUUGUCACAAGUUCGAGACCCAGCUCUGCCAUCAAGUAUUGGAUUGAUGCUGGAAUAUCAAGCACUACUCCACCUCGGGCUGUGAGGGAACUCAGAAAUACCAAGGUGUUCGACAUGUCUCAAGAAGAACGUCGAAUACUUCACCGGGAGUGGAAUAACGAGCUCGAGCGCGAUAUACAUGGUCAGGUCGUCUAUAUCUCACGUCUGCAUGCUCAAGCCAGGUCUCGUCUUGACAACUCUCGGGAUGAAUAUCACCUUCGUUGCCUGGCUAAAGCGGAUGUCGUAGGCAUGACCACUACGGGUCUUGCCCGACGACUGAACAUGCUUCGGAAGCUUCAAUGCAAGGUCAUGUUAUGCGAAGAGGCCGGGGAAGUUCUCGAAUUACACCUCUUGACAGCAUUUCUACCAUCGGUAGAGCAUGCGAUUCUCAUCGGGGAUCAUCAGCAGCUAUCCCCCAAAAUUGCCAAUUACGAGCUCUCCCGGUCAAACCAUCAAGGUGGCUCACAGUACUCCCUUGAUCUAUCGCUGUUUGAAAGACUGGUAGAUUCCGGAGAGACCUCUACAAGCUCUCCUUUGGCCUGUGGCCUGCCUUACAGUACUCUCAAGACUCAGCGGCGGAUGCACCCAUCGAUUGCACAAUUAAUCCGGGAGACUCUUUAUCCCAAUCUGGAGGACUCCCAGUCCGUGUCAGACUAUCCCAAAGUCACUGGGAUGCGGAGAAGACUUUUCUGGCUGGAUCAUCGCGUGCCAGAGAACGAUUCUUCUGAGGCAGAUGGGAAUGAUACUUCCCACUGGAACAGGUACGAGAUCGACAUGACGCUCGCACUGGUCAAUCAUCUCGUCCAGCACGGGAAAUACAUGGAGCAAGAUAUUGCGGUACUGACUCCAUACCUUGGACAGUUUCACAGGCUGCGCCAGAGGCUUGGAACUUCCUAUGCUUUGAUGCUAGGUGAGCGAGAUCAGGAGGAUCCAAAGAAUGCCUCUUCUGUUAUCAAGGCAUCCCUUCUUCGCGUGCUCAGAGUAGCAACUGUUGAUAACUUUCAAGGUGAAGAGGCUAAGAUCUUUGUCAUCUCCCUGGUCAGAAUGUCUCGCAGCCUGAUGACUUCCUACGACUCUCCCCCGAAGGCGGCUGCAAUCUGCGAUGUGACAAACGUCUCCCACGUGGACAUGCAUGUGUGCAGAAAGGCCACUCUGGCAUCCUUCAUGACGCCGUUUUCUGCCUGGAACCAUGCCCGAGACCACGCAAAGGGUGCACACACCCAUGUCCAAAACGUUGUGGUGAUCCUUGCCCGAACAAGUGCAAUGUCAAUAUCUUCAAGGAAGACCGGGUACUCAAGUGUGGGCAUCUGA